AUGUCUUCGGACCAGCACGAGAACGGGUCCCCGGCCGCCGAGCGCCAGGAAGCCCCCGCCCAGACGGAGCACCUCAACAUUAAAGUCACGGAUAACAACAACGAGGUCUUCUUCAAGAUCAAGAAGUCCACCAAGCUCGAGAAGCUCAUGGGCGCCUUUUGCGAGCGUCAAGGCAAGACUGUCAACUCGGUUCGGUUUCUCUUUGAGGGCCAGCGGGUUCAGCCAAACGAUACCCCCGAUACGCUCGAGAUGGCAGAUGGUGACACCCUUGAAGUUCACCAGGAGCAGGUGGGCGGCAGUGGACUUUUCUAG
Messenger RNA from Diaporthe amygdali, 312 nucleotides. RefSeq lists its product as uncharacterized. NCBI's taxonomy places the organism in Eukaryota, Fungi, Ascomycota, Sordariomycetes, Diaporthales, Diaporthaceae. Gene Ontology annotation, cellular component: nucleus; septin ring. Bases 1 to 312 code for a protein of 103 amino acids. Gene Ontology annotation, molecular function: protein tag activity; ubiquitin-like protein ligase binding. Gene Ontology annotation, biological process: protein sumoylation. The transcript has 2 exons. The record is from RefSeq and is a predicted model, not a curated record.